GCAGCCGGUUGGCUGUUUCCUGAAGACAUCGCUCUGAUUGGCACUCUGUAGCAAAGCGCUGACAUUGAACGGACGUGCGAUGUUAUCGUUACGGCUUCCUUUCCACCAGUUUCGGGCGCUGAGUUCAUCAACAUCAUCAGUGCCUCAGCUAGACCACGCCAAGGAUUUCUUGUCUAGGGUCCCUCACCGUAACCACCCGGGAAUCAUACAUAUGAAAACGGCUCGCUUGCCUCAGCAAGCCCAAGAUGCAGCUCAGGUUUUACUGAAAAGAUGCACUGUCAGACAGCUGGAGGAGAGUGUUGCCUCCCUUAACAACUACUUAUGGAGUCGGAAACGACCGAUUGAGGAUAAUGAGUUGAGAGGAAAAGCUGCAGAACUAGAACAUAAGCUUAGAGCUACCUUGCAGUUUGAUUCAGAGUUGAACAGUCACCAACAGGAAGAAAAGUUAAAAAAUCAAAUACUGAAUACUUUGCGCAAGAAUACCUAUCACUGGCAGCCUUUGAACUACACAAAUCAGUUUGGCUUGGUGUAUUUGGCCGCACGUUUUGCUGCAGGAUUUGCUGCUGUGUCUAGAGUCCUUCAAGAGAUUAGCCAACGUGUUCCUGAAUUCAAGCCCCAGACGCUGAUGGAUUUUGGUUCUGGCAUUGGCUCAGUUUCAUGGGCAGCCAAUGCUGUAUGGGGAAAUAGUCUGAAAGAAUAUGUGUGUGUUGAUGCCUCUGCAUCUAUGAACACACUAAGCGAACUGUUAUUAAAAGGUGGUAUAGAAACAGGUCAUAUGCACAUAUCUGGCGUUCAUUUCAGACAGUUUCUGCCGGUUUCUCCCAAGGUGCAGUAUGACCUUGUAUUCUCGGCAUACUCUUUAAAUGAGCUCCCAAGCUUUACUACGCGUGAAAGAACUAUCCAAACUUUAUGGAGGAAAACUGGGGGCUUCCUGGUGCUGGUGGAAAAUGGUACGGUAGAAGGCCACCAGCUUCUGAUGGAGGCUCGCAAUAUAGUCCUGAACAGAGGUGACAAGCAAAUUUUGGACGAUCGGCCACCUUAUGUAUUUGCACCGUGCCCACAUCAGCUGGAAUGUCCCAAACUUGCUAAAAGUAUCCAGAUGCCCUGUAACUUUAUGCAGCAGUACCAACCAUUGCCACUGAGCUGGAACCCACCCUGGCGCUGGGAGAAGUUUUCCUUUCUAAUAUUGUCCCGUGGCAGUGUUGAUGGAAAUAAUGAUCACUGGCCACGUGUAAUUGAGCCAGUGCUGCGCAGACCACGCCAUGUGCACUGUCACACAUGUGGUUCUGAUGGGAAACUGCAUUAUGAUGUCAUCACCGCUCGGAGACAUGGGAAGGAUCUAUACCGUUGUGCCAGAAGAUGUCAAUGGGGAGACCGGCUGCCAGCAAUAAUUUCUAAUGAUAACUCUCUUCCUGAUGAACCUGAGAAUGGUGAAGAGAUUCCUGCUUCAUGACAACUGAGAAAUGGAAGAACUGACCUAACAACAAGACAACUGUUUAUGGGAUAUGAUAAGCUUCCAAAGUUGUGGAAUAACUGAUACUAUCAACUGUCCCAUAUUUAAGUGUGUGUGCAUGUAUGUGUGUGUAUAUAUAUAUGCACAUAUAUAAUAUACACUGAAUGUGUAUGUUUGUAUAGUGUGUGUGUGUGUGUGUGUGUGUGUGUGUGUGUGUAUAUAUAUAUUGUUGCUAGAAGUGCAAUCCUUAAUAUAUGCAAGUGAUGACUGAACAUUUCAAUAUACUUUCCAUAUAUUUGCACAUGGAUCUUGUAUAAGAGAUUGCAACAGUGACGGGAGAUGGCUAAGUACUGUAAGAAACUAUAAGGAACUCUAGAACGGAUGUGUGUCUGCCUAGAUUUGUUUCUGUACUUGCUCAGUAAAAGGAAAUCUCUUAGCUUUCCAAGUGAAAGGAAUGUGCUAUUGUAGACAAUACAGACAUUUGUCAUGUAGGUCUUUAGGCUGGAAGAAAAUCUGAAGUGCUCCUUGUGUUUUGUAAUUCAAAUAAUUAUAUAAUUAGACACAAAAGACUACGGAAUCUGUAAACUCGGGCAGGUUUUGCCUUUUAUAACACUGAUGGGAAAAUUGCAGAAUAUCUGUGAUUUUCCAAAACCUGAGCCUAUUGUAUUCCCACCAGUAUGUCUAUUGUCUGGGGGUGAACGGCAGAAAUGGGUACUAUACUCCUCACUUCUAUUAUGGUACGCUCUUCUUGAAGAUAACUGCUAGCUUAUAGUUACAGCCUGAACUUAAACAAGGGGAAAUGUAGUCUUUCCUAUAAGGCAGGACAGGCACACACCGUGUUACCCUUCCAACAACUGGCUGUCUCUAAGCACACCCCAAUACAACUAUGCUCUAAAUGUCCUAGGUUGUAAUCUUGGUUUAAAUUCCAUCUUUUAAGCCAGUGGACUAAUAGUAAACAAAUGCAAGGUUCUAAUAUUUACAGGUGUAAAUAUAACAGAUUUAUAAAAAGUGACAAUAUAAUGUAUUGGUGCAGAUAAGUGAGCAUAACAAAACCAUUCAAUAAAUUUUGAUAAUAAUCUCA
Molecule: messenger RNA, 2534 nt
Organism: Pseudophryne corroboree (corroboree frog)
Lineage: Eukaryota; Metazoa; Chordata; Amphibia; Anura; Myobatrachidae
Gene: METTL17
Product: methyltransferase like 17
Exons: 14
Coding region: 80-1453 (457 amino acids)
Biological process (GO): translation
Cellular component (GO): mitochondrial small ribosomal subunit
Molecular function (GO): structural constituent of ribosome; methyltransferase activity
Source: RefSeq, a predicted model, not a curated record